AUGAAGCUCUCCCUCGCCGUCGCCCUACCCCUCGCCCUCGUCGCCGUCGCGGCUCCAACACCCCUCAAGCUCAAGCGCGAUGAUGGCGACUCUCCCUCUGCAGACGUGGCAUCCAAGAUCGCGUACGGUUCACUCAAGUCCGCCGCCCAGAUGAUGGACUUGUACAGUGUCGAAGAAGAUGACAAGGAUGAAGCCAAGGCUAGAGGAAACGCUAACACCAACGUCCCGGAUUAUGGCAACAAUAUGCCCAUUAACAUGACCCCCAACACGGUCGCGACGUUCCCCGGUGCCGACGGAAAGCCUGCGUCCGGUGCUGAGACGAAGGGCAAUCAGCAUUCGGCACCAACCGGGGCUGAAAAGGAACAUGCCGCUGCGUCCCCUUCGGUCUCUGCUGCGGCAACACCUUCGUCCGCGGGCCCAUCAUUUACUGCCGGAAAACCCAGUGCCGGAGAGGGCGAGCAUGUGGAAAACAAGCAGGAGCAGGGCUCUACGCCUGCUGCGUCACCGUCUCCCUCAGCCAGUGCACCCGCGGCACCCAAGAAGCAGAGCAUGCUCGAAAAUCUGCCGCUUGUUGGCGGUUUAGGCGGUAUAGUGGGUGGUCUUGUUGGAUUCGGACCUCUUCCCGUUCUUACCUGUCUUUGGGCCUGUUUGUUUACCUGCUGGCUUAGGUCGAUGGGAUUGUCCGUACUGGUACGCUGGCCGGUUAGCUAGUUAUGGUUGCCAUCACGGGUGUUAGGCAGAACCCAGUCGGUUAGUAGUCAGAGUACGAAUUUAUCAUGACUUGAUGUGUAU
Messenger RNA from Aspergillus nidulans FGSC A4, 792 nucleotides. RefSeq lists its product as uncharacterized. The transcript is spliced from 3 exons. NCBI's taxonomy places the organism in Eukaryota, Fungi, Ascomycota, Eurotiomycetes, Eurotiales, Aspergillaceae. The record is from RefSeq and is a predicted model, not a curated record. The coding region runs from base 1 to 711 and encodes 236 amino acids.